Episyrphus balteatus (marmalade hoverfly) is the source of this 712-nucleotide messenger RNA. RefSeq names its product lysozyme-like. Lineage: Eukaryota; Metazoa; Arthropoda; Insecta; Diptera; Syrphidae. The transcript is spliced from 6 exons. The record is from RefSeq and is a predicted model, not a curated record. The coding region runs from base 235 to 681 and encodes 148 amino acids.
AAUACAUAACAAAAUAAUUAAUUGCUGUAAGAAAUCAGUGUUUUUUUUUAAUAAAUAUAACUUGAAGAUGUUUCCCGGUUCAGGUUAGUUUUCUGCGCAAAGUUCUGACAAAACGUUCUCAUUCUUUUCGGUGUCAAAUCUACCACCAAUCUGUCAGAUGAAAAAAACUCGUCUUAAAUAUCAAAAAUCCCACACAAACUAGUUCAAAAGUGCAAUUUGUUUUUUUAAUGAACAAUGAGAGUCCUUUUUAUAGUUUGUAUCAUCGUUGGAACAAAUAGUUUGUUGUUUGCGAAUGGAAAACAAUACAUGCGCUGUGAACUUUGCAAGGAACUCAUUCAAAAAUAUAAUUUUGAUAAAACUUUUCUCUCUAAUUGGAUUUGUAUGAUUGAACACGAGAGCGGAAGGGAUACUACAAAAGUCAGCAGGAAACCUAAUGGAAGUGCAAGCUAUGGUAUCUUUCAGAUAAACAGUAAGGGAUGGUGUACAAUAGGACGUAAGGGAGGCAUUUGCAAUACAAAGUGUGAAGAUUUUUUGAACGAUAACAUAACCGAUGAUGUUGCAUGUGCAAAGAAAAUUUACGCUCGGGAAGGAUUUCAACAUUGGAGUGGUUGGGUUAGAAAUUGUAAGAAACCAGAAAAUUUAAUAAAUCUAAGUGUGAUUUGUGGCAUUGAUGAUCUAUAAAUAAAAUGACAAAUUCGAUAGAAACAAGAAA